UGUUAAAAUAAUCCGAGUAAAAGGAAUUUUUGUUUUUGGUGCAUGUGUAUAUGUGAAUACGCUCAAGCUCGGAUUGCUAGGAAUCGCAGCACACCCUGACAUCGCGUCAUGUAAACAUUGUAGACGAUCGACGACUCGGCCGAAUUACACACUUUUACUUCACCGCCACGUGCCGUUUCAAUAGAGACAGAGAAUGAACCAAAAAAGAUAGACGAAACGCCUAUACUUUUGUCACUAUCUUUUUUGUUUAUUCUCCGACUCACUCUAUCGAAACAGCAGCGGUGGGCGGGGAGGUAAAAACCAAGUGCAGUGCAUUCGGCUCGCGACUUAUUACGACUCUUGCGCGCUGAGUUGGGACAGACCUACGCAGCACAAAAGGAGAUUUAACAAAUAUGUGCAAUGUAUUGUAAAUACAUAUGACGUCCUGAUCUAGAAUGAUAUUGAACGUAAAAAAAAGUGGCUACUACAUUGCGUGAUAGUACAAAUGAUAUUUGCAUAGGCCACAUGGAAUAGGAUAUUUUUAUAUGUAUUCCUGAGCCAUGUUAUGUGGAGUACUGCUAAUGGUAAUGCAAAAAAUAAAGCUUACAUUGUAAUAUAAAAAUCAAAAUUGUGAAUGUUGACAUUAUUAAUAUAAUCACAUUAUCGAUUUUUAGUUUCGUAAGUGCCGCGCAGAAUCUCAGGAGUUAAUCAAAAAUUGAAAAUAAAACUUUGAAAACAUAAAUAUAACUAGAAAAUGUUUUCUAUCGAAUGAUAUAACAAUUUUUAUAGAAUUGUUUAAAAUUUUGCAAUAAUUGAGUUUUUUAUAAGCUAAGCGAAAAUUUAGCUGAUAAAGUAAGCCCGAAAAUCGAUCGAGUAGGCAGUAAUGUAACAUUUUCCUUUUUUUUACAUUUGUUAUCUUUACGAAAAACAAGUUAAUGUAUAUAACGAUUUCUAAGAACCUUUUACUUCGAUAUUAUAACGCUCUUCUUUUAUAACCAUUCAAAAAUUCUGAAAAAUUAAAAGCUACACUUUAAUAAAAAGAAAAAUUAAUAUACAUAGACGCUCAGAAGUAUAAAAAUAAUUCCAUUUUAUUCUAUUCUGAGCAAAAUGCUCAGACAGCGAUUGAGCAACCGAAGAUUGCUAAUUGAUCUCCUCGCCCUGAUGUUCGGUCUGGGUACCUGGAUUGGUGUGAACGGCAUCUACAUUCAAUUGCCGCUCAUAAUACAUAUAGCACCUGAAGGCUGGAGCCUACCAGCCUACUUGGUGAUGCUGGUGCAAUUUGCCAAUUUAGGUCCCAUACUACAUAGCCUCUACACAAAGUACACUGCUUGGGCAUGCGAUAAAUAUAUAAUUUAUGCCUUGCUGGCUGUAGAAACGUGCGCCUGUGUCGCGUUGAGUUUCCUGUACGAUCAUACGUCAGUUGUGUUCGGUAACAAGCACUCGACCGCCCUCAUGUCGCUGAUGUUCGUGACCGCCCUGGUCGGAUGUACGAGUUCCGUGCUCUUCAUGCCGUACAUGAAGAACUAUCGUGAGAUUUAUCUAGUGUCUUAUCUCGUUGGAGAAGGACUGAGCGGAUUUGUUUUGAGCGCAGUUGCGAUGAUUCAAGGUGUUGGUAGUAGCACAGGCUGCGUCAACGUUACCAAGCCAGGCUCGAGCCACCUGGAAUUCGUGCCUGCGAAACCAACUCCAAGAUUCUCCUCCGAGAUAUUUUUUAUCCUCGUCGGGACUCUGCAAUGCUUGAGUUUUCUCUCGUUCCUAGGCUUAAACACUUUGCCUGUGGUAUGCAAAGAGAAAGUCAAGCUUCCGAGCUGCAUGGAAAUAUUGCCGACUGACGCGACGGCAUCGCCGAGCUACAAAAUUAAUUUCCGAAAAAUGCCGAAGUUCAUAUAUUAUUAUUCAUUAGUCAUGAUAGCUGUCAUCUGUUUCCUCUCUCACGGUAUUUUACCGAGUAUACAGUCGUACUCCUGUUUACCAUACGGUAAUACGGCGUAUCAUUUGACAGUCACGUUGACUUCUAUAGCCGGUCCUUUGGCCAUAUCCUUCGGUUAUUUUAUGAAAACACCGGAAGUGAAACUGCUCAAUAUCCUCAUGGCAGCAAUUUUAGCACUUUCUAGCUUCGUUUUGUAUCUAGCCGUAAAAUCACCUCAUCCUCCCUUGCAACAUUCGUGGGCGGGUAAAUUGAUGGUAGUUCUUAUAUGGAUAAUGCUUUGCGGUUUGAUAGGAUUUGUAAAGAUGGGCAUUGCAACUUUGUACCGACUCGAUCCUGGAAAGGGUCUUUAUUAUGUUGGUGUCGCAACACAAAUCGGAUCGUUCAUAGGCGCAAUUAUUAUGUUCGGUUUGGUCAAUUACGCGAAAGUAUUCCUGUCUUAUUCUAGUUGCCCGUAUCCUACAGAAAAUUAACGUAGUCUUUAGUAUAAUGUCUAAAGAACACGCAAUUUUAAUAAAAUUUAAAAUCUGUUAUCAUUAAAAGUACUUCCAAAAUAAUGAGAAAAGAUUCUCAUUUCAUCACCAAUACUUAAAAAAGUCAAAGUUUUCUAAUAAUAAAAAA
Monomorium pharaonis (pharaoh ant) is the source of this 2527-nucleotide messenger RNA. RefSeq names its product solute carrier family 52, riboflavin transporter, member 3-A. Gene Ontology annotation, molecular function: riboflavin transmembrane transporter activity. Gene Ontology annotation, biological process: riboflavin transport. Lineage: Eukaryota; Metazoa; Arthropoda; Insecta; Hymenoptera; Formicidae. Bases 1087 to 2379 code for a protein of 430 amino acids. Gene Ontology annotation, cellular component: plasma membrane. The transcript is spliced from 3 exons. The record is from RefSeq and is a predicted model, not a curated record.